Messenger RNA from Haliotis rubra (blacklip abalone), 1218 nucleotides. Its product is annotated as leucine-rich repeat extensin-like protein 3. NCBI's taxonomy places the organism in Eukaryota, Metazoa, Mollusca, Gastropoda, Lepetellida, Haliotidae. The transcript has a single exon. The record is from RefSeq and is a predicted model, not a curated record. Bases 1 to 1218 code for a protein of 405 amino acids.
AUGAAUAUACACAUCUCCCAAACCUCGCCUCGAAGUAAAGGGUAUUUAAAGUAUUUGACUGUUUCAUCCACCCCGUACGCUGUACGCAUCCUCCACCCCCGUGACUCUGACGCUUGCUCCACCCCCUCUGUACGUUUAUUUGGCUCCACUCUGUACGCAUCCUUUACUCUGGCUCCCACCCCCGUCCCUCUCUACGCAUCCUUUACUCUGGCUCCACCCCCGUCCUCUCUCUACGCAUCCUUUACUCUGGCCCCACCUGGCCCUGUCCCACCCCUUUACUCUGGUCCACUCUGUCCACGCAUCCUUUACUCUGGCUCCACCCUGUCCACUGUACGCAUCCUUUACUCUGGCUCCCACCCCGUCCAUCUCUACGCAUCCUUUACUCUGGCUCCACCCCGUCCUCUCUACGCAUCCUUUACUCUGGCUCCACCCUGUCCUCUCUACGCAUCCUUUACUCUGGCCCCACCCCACUCUCCGCAUCCUUUACGCAUCCUUUACAUCCUUACUCUACCUGGCUCCACCCCAGUCCCUCUGUACGCAUCCUUUACUCUGGCCCCACCCAGUCCCUCUCUACGCAUCCUUUACUCUGGCCCCACCCAGUCCCUCUCUACGCAUCCCUUUACUCUGGCUCCACCCCGUCCUCUCUACGCAUCCUUUACUCUGGCUCCACCCCCCAGUCCUCUGUACGCAUCCUUUACUCUGGCCCCACCCAGUCCUCUGUACGCAUCCUUUACUCUGGCUCCACCCAGUCCUCUGUACGCAUCCUUUACUCUGGCCCCACCCAGUCCUCUCUACGCAUCCUUUACUCUGGCUCCACCCUGUCCACUGUACGCAUCCUUUACUCUGGCUCCACCCCGUCCAUCUCUACGCAUCCUUUACUCUGGCCCCCACCCCUCCACCCCUGUAAUCGCAUCCUUUACUCUGGCUCCACCCCGUCCUCUGUACGCAUCCUUUCACUCUGGCUCCAUCCUGUCCACUGUAAUGCAUCCUUUACUCGCCCCACCCCCGUCCUCUCUACGCAUCCUUUACUCUGGCCCCACCCACGUCCCUCUACGCAUCCCUUUACUCCUGGCUCCACCCCCGUCCACUGUAAUGCAUCCUUUUACUCUGGCUCUCUCUACGCUCCACCCCUGUCCACUAUUCGCAUCCUUUACUCUUGGCCCCACCCCGUCCACAAAUACGCAUCCUUUACUCUGGUCUUCCACCUGUCCACUGUAA